Molecule: messenger RNA, 744 nt
Organism: Colletotrichum lupini
Lineage: Eukaryota; Fungi; Ascomycota; Sordariomycetes; Glomerellales; Glomerellaceae
Exons: 3
Coding region: 1-744 (247 amino acids)
Source: RefSeq, a predicted model, not a curated record
AUGGUAGAGGAAACCGAAGAGGAAGCAGCCCAAAAUAUGUACUCACUGAGUCGAUUACUCGCGGGGUGGCUGCAGCUCUUGGCUCUGGGCACUGCCGGUGACAUGUUCUCAAUCACCAAAGGGUACCCAGCCAUAGUCAAGAGAAGGGAAUCGGGAGAAGAGGUCAGGUCGCAACGGUUAUCAUAUCUCAUACUCAUAAUAUCGGGAACUACAUAUCCAGCCAAGUAUCAUGAAAACAAAAUGCCCAUCCUCCCAUCUAAGGAGGGGCAGCGAGUGCAUCGCGGUAACUCGACGAUGAUGAUCUUGUGCUCUGGCCCGAGUACUAAAACCCACGUAGCCGUCUUUUCCGUCGCAUAUCAUCAUCCCGCAUAUGCCACCCCUCCCUUCCCGUCUAUUCCCCAAUCUUUUCAACUGGUAGCCGCCUUCUCUCACCGCCGCUUGUCCGUUCCCGCGCUGGCGAAAAAUGUCCGGUCUGUCUCAGGAACAGGGGUCCCUUCUCAUCGGGUUCCGCUUGGCUGCUUCAACCACUACGAGCCCGGGGCCAUGUGGUGGCCAGACCUCUCUCUGUCUCUCCCACUUCAUUGCUUAACUCGAACAAAAACAUUUGGUUCCAAUCAGACCCUGCCGAUCAGCCUCGAUCUCGGCUCCAUCGUUUGCCCAUUUUGUCUGAGCUGCAGGCUGCGAUGCCCUCCAUUUGGUACUACUGUCAUCCGCAGGGGCCGAAGACAACAGCUCAACCAGUGA